Molecule: messenger RNA, 2092 nt
Organism: Trematomus bernacchii (emerald rockcod)
Lineage: Eukaryota; Metazoa; Chordata; Actinopteri; Perciformes; Nototheniidae
Gene: hyal2b
Product: hyaluronidase 2b
Exons: 4
Coding region: 109-1611 (500 amino acids)
Biological process (GO): carbohydrate metabolic process; hyaluronan catabolic process
Molecular function (GO): hyalurononglucosaminidase activity; hyaluronoglucuronidase activity
Source: RefSeq, a predicted model, not a curated record
UCCCGUUGUAUCUAUUAGCCUUAGCUUUGUAAAUAAUCAACAUGGGAUUAAACGGACUCUAAUUUAUAUCUUCCACAUGGCAGGGCUGUGGAAGAACAAUUCAUCUGCAUGUUACAUGAGUGGAAUAAGCCCCCGUGCUUGGCUUCAUCAGAACAGAAAGAGGACAGAAGACGGACAGUGACCAUGGAGGCUGUAUCUCCCCCUCUCUUCACCACAGCUGGCCAGAUGCCUUGGUUUCUUCUGACUUUGUUAACAUCGUGGACAGUCUUGUGUUCAGCAGAAUUAAAGCAGACAAGGUGGCCAUUAUAUUCCCAGACGCCAGUUCUUCUAGCUUGGAAUGCCCCAACACAGGAGUGUGGCCCGUGGCAUGGCGUAACUUUAUCUCUGGACCAGUUUGACAUUGUGGCAUCCCCCAAUGAGGGCUUUGUCCGACAGAACCUCACAAUUUUCUAUAAGGAACGCCUUGGGUUGUAUCCCUAUUAUGAGCGUAGUGGCACUGCACUGAAUGGAGGCCUUCCACAGCUUGCCAGCCUCACUCAGCACUUUGAAAAAAUGCCUGAAGGUUUGCAGAAAUAUAUACGUGACCCAGUAGCGAAAGGUUUAGCUGUGAUUGACUGGGAGGAGUGGCGCCCAUUGUGGAUUCGAAAUUGGGAUAUUAAAGAUAUCUAUCGGAGUAAAUCUCGUGAAAUGGUGGCCCAAAAGAACCCAAAGUGGACUCCAGAACAAGUGGGAAAAGUUGCACAGCAGGAAUUUGAGCUGUCAGCUCGCAAAUUUAUGCUUGAGACUCUGAAACUUGCCAAGAGUUUGAGGCCAAAUCAGCUGUGGGGCUUCUACCUGUUUCCAGAUUGCUACAACCAUGACUACAGGAAUGGCCUGAAGAACUACACAGGACGCUGUCCAGUUGUGGAAAUGGGCCGCAAUGAUCAACUUAACUGGUUGUGGAUGGACUGUACAGCAUUCUUCCCGUCUAUAUACAUGGGCUCCGUUCUUGCCUCUACAAAUUAUGGGCGCCUCUUUGUCCGGAACAGGGUGAAGGAGGCCAUGCGACUAGCAUCGGUUGGGGAUGGAUUAGCACGGCCAGUUUUCGUUUAUACCCGCCCUUCUUACAUGAAUCAGAUGACCCUUCUAUCUCAAACAGAUUUGGUCUCCACCAUUGGAGAGAGUAUUGCUCUCGGGGCUGCAGGUCUGAUCUUCUGGGGGGACACCUCCUAUGCAAGCAGCAGCGCCAGCUGCACCAUCCUAAAUGAUUAUCUCCAGGGACAGCUGGGCCGGUACCUCCUCAACGUGACUACAGCUGCUGAACAGUGCAGUCAGGUGCUCUGUAAGUCCCAUGGCCGCUGUCUGCGCAAAAUAUCAGACAAUGACGUGUACCUGCAUCUCAGCCACUUAACUCACAGCAUCACGAGUCAGGGUGGCCAGCUGAAGGUUACAGGCGUGCCUGGCCCAGCUGAGCUGGAUUUUUUCCACACACACUUCCAGUGCCAAUGCUACGGUGGGUACAGGGGUGAGGCCUGUGCUGAGAAAGAGGGGCAGAAUAGAGCUUCCUCUGUCUUAGGGACCUGGCCUCUUUGCCUUUUACUCCCACUAGGACUCCUCACUUUACUACACUGAGGAAGCUGAGAAACGCAAACUAUUCACUGCUUCUGCCAGCUCUGAAGAGCACAGGUCAGACCUUCAACAUGAAGUUGCUAAGUUAUAGUUAUGCACUAUAGAAACUGAUACAUUUACAACAGCCGACACUCCCUCCUGUCAUCAGAGGUGAUCCCAGUAUGACAGGAGAUUUUUAUCCCAGCACACAGACCCAUCAAACUGGAACAUUUGUGUUUGACAAGCUGCACUGGCAGAGCUCCGACUUUAGGACCUCCUCCUGAAACUUAUUUUCAUUCAUACAUUUUAAAACUGUUCAACUCUUAAACUUAUAUCAAAUGAUGUCAAAAAUCUGACAUAUCUCUUAAAGGCCUCUUUCAUGCUUCAGAUUAGAAGAUACUCUAUACCAGGGGUGUCAAACUCAAUUUCAUCGCGGGCCACAUCAGCAUUAUGGUUACACUCAAAGGGCUGGUUGUAACUAUAUAAAUAUACAGUACCAGUCAAA